Molecule: messenger RNA, 1182 nt
Organism: Microthlaspi erraticum
Lineage: Eukaryota; Viridiplantae; Streptophyta; Magnoliopsida; Brassicales; Brassicaceae
Source: the annotation of a GenBank genome assembly
AUGGAAGAUGACGAAUCAGAUUUGGACAUUAUGCUACUAAUGUUGGAUAAUAUAGCAAGAGCAUCUACGAAGAGUGCCAACCAAAUUGAACGUCCUGUUUGUCGACCGAUUACGGACAUUGGCUAUGAUUACAUUCAAAAGGCUCUUGCGGAGAAACAUGAACAUUUUCGAUCGUUAUAUCGUAUGUAUCCAGAGUCGUUUGAGAAGCUAUGUGUUCUUAUUAGAAUGAAGACAUGUCUACGAGAUACCCGUCAUAUAUGCGUUGAAGAAAUGGUGGCUACAUUCCUCCUUACAGUUGGUCAAAGUUCAAAAUAUUGUUAUACAAUAGACACAUUCAAGAGAUCGGUAUUCGCGACGAGCGAGAAUUUUCAUAAGGUUCUUAAAGCGCUAAACACCAUAGCACCAGAUUUGAUGGCGAAGCCUGGAGUCACAACAUGUGCAAAAAUAAGAGAGAGCACAAGGUUUUUUCCUUACUUCAAGGAUUGCAUUGGAGCUAUUGAUGGCACACAUAUCUUUGCCAUGAUACCAAAAGAUGAUGUGCCUAGCUAUCGGAAUCGUAAAGGAUCUGUAUCACAUAAUGUACUUGCAGCCUGUAAUUUUGAUCUGCAAUUUAUUUAUGUUCUUAGUGGAUGGGAAGGUUCAGCUCAUGAUUCAAAAGUUUUAAAUGAUGCUCUAACAAGGAACACUUGCAAUUUAGAAGUUCCCGAUGGAAAGUAUUAUCUUGUAGAUUGUGGGUUUGCAAAUCGUCAAAAGUUUUUAGCUCCCUUUAGAAGUACUCGUUAUCAUCUACAAGAAUUUAGAGGCCAAGGAUGUGAUCCCGGAAACCCAAACGAGUUAUUCAAUCUGCGGCAUGCAUCUUUGAGGAACGUUAUCGAAAGAAUUUUCGGUAUUUUCAAAUCUCGUUUUCUGAUUUUUAAAUCUGCUCCUCCUUUCUCUUUUAAGAUGCAAGCAGAAUUGGUUUUAGCUUGUGCUGGAUUACAUAAUUUUCUUCGUAAAGAAUGCCGAUCAGAUGCUUUUCCCGUAGAAGUGAUCAACACAGACCCUAAAGAAGUAAACAUUUUUGAAGAUAAUGGAGACGUAGGCACUCUUGAAUCUCAGCAAAGGGAAUAUGCGAACAAUUGGAGAAACAUGAUAGCAUCUAGUAUGUGGGCAGAUGCAUUGGGCAAUGGAAGUCAGCGAUGA